AUGAAUCAUGCUGUUCAAGAAAUCAAAGCACUAAAGAAAAAGAAAAACUCAAACGAAGCAUUGCAGCUUCUCAAACGAAUCGCUUCACAGGUCCUCCCUAUUAUGCGCAAGCGAGGAUGGAAAGUGCAACACUUGUGUGAGUUUUAUCCUACCAACCCCAACCUUCUUGGUUUGAACGUCAAUCAUGGAUACAAGAUCAAUAUCCGUUUACGACCGCAUUACGACGACACUGUAUUCCUUGACUACAAUGACCUUCUUGGAACGAUGCUACAUGAACUUGUGCAUAUAGUGCGAGGACCCCAUGAUGCAACAUUUUACAAGAUCCUGGAUGAAUUGAAUGAUGAGCUCGAUCAGUUGCUGUUGACAGGCCAAAAGGGAUACUCGGCAUUUGAUGGCGUUGGUCAUAAAUUGGGUGGCCAUACCGGAUUCCCAUUAUCAACCUUGGAUAUCAAGAAUCGUACUCUUGUAGCUGCCGAACAACGUCGACAAGUACAACGGGUCAUGCUUCCUACUGGUGGUAUAAGACUUGGAGGAUCGACACCCAACCAAUUGGAGAAGAGCUUAACACCAAAACAAAUGGCAGCACGAGCAGCUGAAAGACGUCUUCGAGAUCAGAAAUGGUGCGGUGGAUUGCAAGAAGAAUCAGCUGAAGACACUACUCCCAAUGAUCCUUCAACAUCCACGGUCAUUAUAUUGGAUGAUGAUGAUGAUGAUACGAGCCAUACCAACCCUUCUGGAAGAAAGCGAGGACGUGAUGAUGAUAACCAAGGCGCAUUGACAACAACAAAACGGCAUCAUUCGACAUGGAUAUGUGCUAUAUGCACCUUUGAGAACCAAGAAUUGGUGCUAGCGUGUGCAAUGUGUCUAUCAGAGCGAACCAAUGCCGUCGAUACCUCUAGCAGCAAACACACCUCAUGGACUUGCCCUCAAUGUACUCUUUUAAACAACAUAGCUACCACUACAUGCGAUGCUUGUGCUUUCAAUAAAGCUUAA
Lichtheimia ornata is the source of this 993-nucleotide messenger RNA. RefSeq lists its product as uncharacterized. The record is from RefSeq and is a predicted model, not a curated record. Lineage: Eukaryota; Fungi; Mucoromycota; Mucoromycetes; Mucorales; Lichtheimiaceae. The coding region runs from base 1 to 993 and encodes 330 amino acids. The transcript is spliced from 5 exons.